Messenger RNA from Equus quagga, 3679 nucleotides. RefSeq names its product TATA-box binding protein associated factor, RNA polymerase I subunit C (gene TAF1C). Gene Ontology annotation, molecular function: protein binding; RNA polymerase I core promoter sequence-specific DNA binding. Gene Ontology annotation, cellular component: fibrillar center. The transcript has 14 exons. The record is from RefSeq and is a predicted model, not a curated record. The coding region runs from base 148 to 3123 and encodes 991 amino acids. Gene Ontology annotation, biological process: transcription by RNA polymerase I. NCBI's taxonomy places the organism in Eukaryota, Metazoa, Chordata, Mammalia, Perissodactyla, Equidae.
GAAGACCGUUCAUCGCUGCUGUGGGGCUCUCGCUUCGGGGGCGCCGGAGCCGGGGUGCAGCUCUCAGGUUGCUUCGUGGCACGAGGGUCAGGCGAGCGUCGCGCGGAGGUCCAGUUACCAGACAGGCACGGCGAGGCCCGGGCCACGAUGGACUUCCCCGGCUCCCUCCGCCCCACAGUAUUCAUGACUGGCCCCCUUGGUCUGAGCGAUGUCCCUGACAUGUCCUUCAUGUGCAGCUGGAGAGACGCACUCACCCUGCCGGAGUCCCUGCCCCAGAACUCCGAGAAUGGGGUGCCGCACGUGGCCAAGGGCCUUCUCUGGGAGCCGGAGACCCCCGGGCCCCUUCCCUUGCUGCCUCCUGGUCCCGAUCCCUGGCACCCUGGUCUGACUGCCCAGGACCUGCUUUUCCGGGGAGGUCACCCGUUCCAGAAACAGCCCCGAGUUGUGCUGGAUGUUACUGAACAGCUCAGCCGGUUCCUGUGGGACCAUGGGGACAUAGCCUUUGCACCCCUGGGGAAGCUGAUGCUGGAGAAUUUCAAACUGGAGGGAGCACGGAGCCGCUCUAAGAAGAAGACAGUGGUCAGUGUGAAGAGGCUGCUCCAGGACCUCGAUGGACACCAGCCCUGGGGGUGCCCCUGGGCUUACCUCAGCUACCGGCAGCGUCGGUUCUCCAUCCUCGGGGGCCCAAUUCUGGGCAAGUCGGUGGCAAACCUCCUGGGAGACCUGCUGCACGAGGAGCUGGUGACGCGGUGGGAGCAGCUGCUCUUGGAUGAUGCUUUCACUGGGGGCGCGCUGGCCUGGGUGCCUGGGAAGACACCCCGGGUUGGGCAGCUGGUCUACCCUGCGGGAAGCACCCUGGACAAGCUGUAUUUCCAAGAGGUCAGUCUGACCCCAGGUGGUAACCCCCAGGUCCUCAGGGACCCUGGCCACAUCCAGCUGCGAGGACCUGUCCGGCAGGUGGUGACCCGAACUGUGCAGGGAGAAUCUCUGUUGGCCGUCCGCUCUGACUACCACUGUGCCCUGUGGAAGAUCAGCAGGCAGGGGCGGCCGGCGCCUCUCCAGGUGCUGCAGGUCGAGAAGGGGGCCACAGGGAUCAGCCUCAGCCCUCACCUACCCGGGGAGCUGGCCGUCUGCAGCCGUUCGGGAGCCAUCUGUCUGUGGACCCCCCAGGAUGGGCUGCGGCGAGUCUACAAGGACCCUGACACCCUUGUGUUCCGGGACCCCUCUCCCUGGCGUUGGGCAGACUUCACCGCCCACCCUCGGGUGCUGACUGUGGGUGACCGCACUGGAGUGAAAAUUGUCGACACACAGGUGAGGGGUGGGGACUGUCACAGGCAGAGCAGCAGGACAGAGCAGAGACACGGAGUCGGCUGGGGCAGGGACCUCCCCGAGGGCAUGAAAAGCAGCAGGUCAGUGAGUCCUGCUGGUGGGGAUGGUGCCCCUGACCUCGGACUGGGAGGGCUGACCCGGUUUCUCUCCCAGGGCCCGCCGGGCUGUGGUCUGCUGCUUUUUCGUGGAGGGGCAGAGGCAUCCUGCCAGAAAGGGGAACGUGUGCUGCUGACCCAGUACCUGGGGGAGGGCAGCCCCGAGUCUCUGCAUUCCACGCUCCAUCUCAUCUGUACCCAGUUCUCGCUCUACCUGGUGGAUGAGCGCCUCCCCUUGGUGCCGAUGCUGAAGUGGAACCACGGUCUCCCCUCCGCUCCCCUUCUGGCCCGGCUGCUGCCUCCGCCCGGGCCCGGCUGCCCGCGGCCGCUGAUCCUGGGGGGCCAGGACGGGCAGCUGCAGCUGCUGCACAUCACUGAGGAGGCCUCCACACCCCGGCUGGCAGGGCCCCCCCAGUCUCUCCCUUCCAGGAAUGACUCCCUCUCUGCAUUCCCCGUGCUGGAGCCCAAGAGUCAGUGGCGGCUGCAGGAGCGUCUGAAAGCGCCAACCAUAGGUCUGGCUGCCGCCAUCCCACCCUCCGCCUCCACGCCAAUCCUGUCGCUCUUCCAACUCUCGGCAGCUGGAGAUGUCUUCCACCAGUGCCUCCGCCUCCAGGCAGACCCUGGGCCUGACUCUUGUGCCCCUACAGUCUCCUGGAGCCCCCAGGCCACUGCCUGCUGCAGCCAGUGGCUGAAGGCCUUGCUGGAGGUGCCCCCAGCUCCCCCUGUGUGGGCUGCACCCACCUUCUCCCACCGCCGUCUGCUGGGCUGUGUGGAGCAGAGGGAGGUUGAGGGGAAAGUGCCAGAGGGUCUCCGGGCUGCCAUGGCUGAAGGGCGGCUCCUGCAGCAGAGGGACCUGGGCUCGCUCCCCACUGCAGAGCCGCCCCCCGCCCCAGAGCCUGGCCCCGACGAUGAGCUCAGCAAGCGCUUGGAGGCGGCCUGGGAAGGCCGGGCGGCUGCCUGGUGGGAGAGGCGGCAGGGCUGGAGCUCAGGGCCCAGGCAGCAGCCCAAGCGGCACAAGCGCCGCACGCAGCUCUCCAGCACCUUCUCCUCGCUCAGUGGCCGCCUGGAGCUCUCAGACGCGACCAGCCCUCCUCCCAGCCCAGACCCUGAGGCCCGUCCUCGGCCCCCAGGGACCCCACCCUCCCAAGAGUUGGCCCAGGAGCACUGGGCCCGGGGCGUCCCCUCGGAGCGGCAGCAGACCCUUCGGGACUAUAUGGCCAAGCUCCCACUCCGAGAAGACGCCCUAGAAGAUGCCUCUGCGCCCCCCUCCCAGACCUCCAGCAUCCGGGCCACCCGCUCCAGGCAGCGGACCCUCCAGGACAACACAGCCAAGCCACCACUCCAAAUGGACACCCCAGAAGGUGUCUCUGUGCCCCCCUCCCAGACCUCCAGCAUCUGGGCCACCCGCUCCAGGCAGCGGACCCUCCAGGACAAUACAGCCAAGCCACCACUCCAAAGGGACACCCCAGAAGGUGCCUCUGUGCCCCUCUUCCAGACCUCCAGUAUCCGGGCCACCCGCUUCAGGCAGCAGACCCUCCAGGACAACACAGCCAAGCCACCACUCCAAAGGGACACCCCAGAAGGUGCCUUUGUGCCCUCUUCCCAGACCUCCAGCAUCCAGGCCACUCCCUCCAGGCAGCAGACUCCCGUCCUCUCUGGCUCUCAGCGAAUCCGGAAGAAGCCCCGCAUGGGCUUCUGAGGGCCCAGGGAAGCUGCUGCCCCUCCUCCAGGGAGUCCUUUGUCCUGCACCAACUGUGUCUUCGUGACUGAAGCUUAGGAAACAAAAAGAGAACCAUCUCCAGGGUGCAGACCUUUCUCCUUUUGAAGGCCAUCGUGCCUGUGGGAGGCGUCCAAAAAUGACCUGGAGCCAAGUCAGAGGACUGGGGACAACCACACAGCAGUUCCUCUUGUCGUCUGUACCUUUGCCUGGAGGCGCUUCCACAGGCACAUUGGAAACACCCUCGCGGUCCAGUCCUUGAGGUCAGUGUCAUUGGGAUUCCCUCCAGGAGACAGGGCUGUGCUUGACAGCAGGGGCUCCCUGCACACGAGCUGGGGUCUCCGUGUACCCUGCUGACGUCGGGGUGACAGUGCUAGCUCCUCGCCGUGGCCGGGGACGUGAAAUGAGACACGGGGGAGCUGCGGGGGCGGCGCUCGGUGGGAGUUGGCAGCCGCUGGCGGCUGGUUUGUGUGUGUUGGGCAGUGUCUGCUGUGGUCUAAGGUUUCGUAGAGGGAGACGCUGUGGAUUGCACUCAGGG